Molecule: messenger RNA, 6844 nt
Organism: Xenopus laevis (African clawed frog)
Lineage: Eukaryota; Metazoa; Chordata; Amphibia; Anura; Pipidae
Gene: rhbdl3.L
Product: rhomboid-related protein 3
Exons: 8
Coding region: 4930-5901 (323 amino acids)
Source: RefSeq, a predicted model, not a curated record
CAUCUGUCUUGUUGCAUUUGAGUAAAUGUAUAUGUUUCAACUUACAUACAAAUUCAAUGUAAGAACAAACCUACAGACCCUUUUUUGUACGUAACCUGGGCACUGACUGUAUAUUGAACUAUGCUCCUUAUAUUCCAUUUGGACAUUCCGUUUGGCACAUGAUAACGUGCCUGUUGAUUUGGAAUGUUUGGGAUGAGUCUUUGUAUCUGAAGACUCUCUGUGGAUCCUGACUGGCCUUCUGUUGGGACACCCAGACCUGUACCUGAAUAUGUUGUGUGUGAUAUGGAUUAUUGGGAGACUGUACUGUUGGGUGCAUGCCCAUUUCUGGAGCUGGAUUUUCUUUCAGCCCUCACCAGUACAAAUCUCUGGAAGUGCUAAUGUGCUGCUUAGAUGGACACUUUGGGCUUGCGUGUGGCCCCGUAGAGCUCUUCUUGCCAGCAUCAUACUUGUUUGCUAAAUAAUGAACACCGUUAAGGGCCUUUGUAAUGUGACACUGCUUCCCGCACCACUCCCAAUACAAUGGCACAGACUGUUGUCUCCAUGUGGAACAAGAUAAAGGGUUUUUCUGAAUCAUUAGCAUUCCAGCCAUUGUCAAAAAUGAGUCGCCAGGGCAAUAGCAUUUCAGGAAUAGCAACCAGCAGGCAGAAUGGUGUAAAAUCCAGAAGUGUUGUCUCCCAGUGCCCUGGAACAAUGCAAGGCAAGUCCUGGCAUUCCUACAGCACCCAUGCCCUCUCAUAUAUCUCCCAGGGAUCCACCCAGCACAUAAUGUGGUCACAUACUCCACUGUUGUAAAAUAAUCUAGCUACUGUUUUCUUCCCUAUUCAAUGGCAUUCAGAUCUUUCCAUACAGGGAAAUACCCUACCUUACCCUAUUACGCCCCCCCCCCCCGUGCCUGGAGGUUUUUUACUGUCUAUUACAUGAUCUCCAUCAUAGAGUGCCAACUGGCAUGCAGAAAGGGACACUGGCCCUUUGCACCCCCCGUGCCUUCAAGUAGCCACCCUUCUGAAACAUGUCCCACUUGGCCGAGGGGCUUGGGAUCAGAUGAAGGGAUGCACUGAAUAGUUUUUCCAGUCAAUUAAAGAGCAGCUGGGUAGAUAAUUUGCAGAGCCAGGGCUUCUGUCAGUUAAAUAAGGGAAUCCUUUUGGUCUCCAUACAGUCCCUGCCAGCUGUGAUUAAGGGCACAGCUUUUCCCUUUAUAGAGACCACACAGCAGCCUGGGAAGGAAAUCUCUGAUUGGGGUCUGCACACAUGUGCCUCAGCCUGCCAGGUAGACGGGAACAGUGGAAUGUGGAAUGAAUAACCCCCAGGGGGUUAUUCAUACCAGUAGAUAUUUCUCUUGUGCGUCUAAAGAAGCACUGAUAUUUAAUGUAGUCCUGGGUCCAGCUCACAGUGAGCUGAGGGAAGUGAUUCAGGGCAUGGUGUAUCCUCAUUGCAGCUCCGAGUAAUAAUCACAAUUCAAGUUUAUGUGCUUUGGGGCUGUGCCAGAGGUACAAACGGUCAGCGGUGCUAUAAAGUGCACAGAGGCAUUACAAUGCCAGACGCUGGGAGGGAGCAUGUGCCUCAGUGAGACGUGGGUCUGCAGUGUGAGAUGUAUGGGUAUAGAUUGGGCACUGCAUUUCUUUUAAACAAACACCAUUUUCGCUGUGUGCUUUCAUUUGUGCAGAACCCGCUGGUUGUAGCACCUACAAAGCUAUUGACAGCAAUGCUAUGUUAACCCCCCAAGAUUUUGCAAAGAAUAGCCGCUCUAUAGAGGUGACAUUGACAGUGAAAAAGGCUAAGAAGUUAUGUAGAACAGUGGUUUUCAAUCUUUUGGGGGAUCAAGCCUCCUUCUUUAUUCAGUCUAUGACUUAGCUGACUGAUCCAUUGUGUUUUAGACAUAAAUACAUGGCCACGAUAUUAUAGUUCUAGAACAUAAACCUACAAAUUCUACGUAUGGUGACUUUCACACUGGGCACCCCAAGCAUGGAUUUGAGCCCCCGCAGGCCGGCAGCAGCUUCAAAGAGUGUGCUUAAUUUUGUAACCACUUAUGGUAUGUGCUGUUAUGAACAAGUAAGAGAAACAUGUAGUGCUAGGGCUCCAGUAUAACCCUCCAGAUCUUAGCCUAGGGGUUCCCAGCAGAGGAUCAGUUCAGGUAACUACUGGGGAGUAGUGUUGUGCCAUGGUGCUUGUGCUGGGCCAGGCUGCAGCAGACUGUGGGAGUCAGAUCCGGAGAUGUCGUCAUUUUGUCAUUUCACAUCUCGGGCUUUUUAUAGAUCAAACAGGCUUGCAGAGGUGUCUGAGCAGCUGGCAAUGUUCUGUGCAUCUUCCAUAGUGCACAGAGGGAUUGUGUUGGCAUUUUUACCAUACCCUGGUCCUUUGUGGGUAGAUAUAGCACCAGGAACAGGGGUACAAUCCUUGUACCAUAAUGUGUGUAUAUUGAUGAGAAGAAAAAUUAUUAAUGGGGGCUAAUAGUCUCACAUGAAACCACUCUAAAGCUUCUGCCAGAGAUAAUUUUUAGCCACAAGGUCACUAGCAAAGCACACAGGCUACAAGGUCACUAGCCAAGAGUGCAAGGGUUCUGCUGGUUCUGUGAGUGCAGGAUAUGAUGGAAAAUGGUAAAGGACUGGGGGUAACUGGCACCCCUAUGAGUUGCCACAGAGCCCCUUCCCUAUAAAUGCUGCUCUCUUUCCAUAUCGAACCAUAGGUUUUGGGUAGGGAUGCACAGAAUGCAGAAUUUUGUUUGGUAUUCAGCUUUUUUUCAGCAGGAUUGUCUGGUGAACCAAAUCCAAAUAUUUGAUUUUUCAUCACACAAAGAAUGAAGUAAAAAAAACAAUUCUCUUUCAACCUUCCUUGUUCUGAUUUGUAUCAUGGUUUUGGUAUUCAGCUGAAUCUUUCACAAAGGAUUCAGGGUUUGGCCUAAUCCGAAACUAGUUGUUUGGUUACUCCUGAGCCAGUCAUUCAUAACUUGCAAUUGGGUUGGUGCAGUUAGAGUAAUGAUAGCAAAGGUUUGAUUGGUGAUCAUAGAUAAACAGUUUGCAUAACCAUAACAUAUCGGCUGUAUCUUAGUGCUAACCUAAUAAUAAGCCAUGGCCUGGCCUAAGUGGCUGCCUUCAUUAUUUGAGUGCUUAUUGAGGGUGUAGCAAAUGCUUUUUGGGUGCCCCCGAGCACAUUAUGAAGGUUGAUGGUUACAGAACCAGUGAUCUGUGGUCUCCGUAAUUGAACCAAAGACUGGUUCAUCUGUCCCUAGCAACUCAAUAACCCAGUGCCCCUCACUAUUUGUGCAGAAACAUCUCCUGGUUCAACAGCUUUCCAAUGGGGUAUGUGUGCUCAGCCUCAGGCAACCGGGACUUACAUACAUUUCCAACCUAUAGAAGGGCAAUGUGAUCUUCAUCAGAUGGAUUACAGGUGUGUAAAAUACUCCCAAGAGAGAUGCAACCAAUGGGCUUGCCCACAUCCUGCCUUACUUCAGCCAGCAGAUGGGGCUAUGUAGUAGUUCUGUUUGCUUUACUCAGUGGGUCAGUUCUUUAAAGGCAGUUUAUUGAACAGUCUUAACAUUCCUUCUCUGUAUAUUUGUAUUUAUACCUAUGGUAAUCAGUACAGAAUGAGGAUAUAACUUAUUGUUCGGGGGCAGAGUUCAGCAACUGUACAGUUUAUAAGGAGUAUGGGGGGAGAUUACCCAUGGGACAGCAGUGGGAAUGCUGGAUGAAAAAAAGUAGAUGCAUAUUGCAGCUUUUGCGUAGCCUAAUCUCUUUGCUUUGGACAGAGAAGGGCAUUUAAAUGAAUAGAAGAAUGGAUUUGCCCCUGUGCUGUUCACACCUGCUUCCCCUUGCCAUGAGUAUAAUAUGCCUGGGUAGAACGGGCAUGCUGCCCUGUAUUUGUUGGGGGAUUUCUCAGAGAAAGGCUCUUUGUGUUGAGAUUAAAGAUCUUGUCGCUCGCUUGUUUCCACCUCCUUUGCAUAAAGGGAUUAUUGAGUUUUACUGGGGGGGGGGGGUUAAGUGUCUGUGCCAUCUGGGUGCAUCUCAUUCAGGGCACUUUACCCUGGUCUGCCGGCUGCUUGGGGCAUUGAGGGGUCAUCACAUGCACCAACACAAUGGUCCUUUGUUUGUCUGUGUAAUUUAUGGGGUUUGGCGCAGGGGUCCAGAAAAAAGGCCAGAGUACUGGGAGAGGGGGAGGCUGCAAUUGGAAUAUGGGGCAUUUGUGCAUUUAUAUAGUGACUUUAUUAAUUAUAUAGCGCCACCCCUGCAGCUCUGCAUAGACUAAGUUGUACAAGCAGUUGUACCUCUAUAUGGAGACUGUAGUUAUAAUAUCAUAAAUAUAGCGCCACCGUCUCCUGCAGUUCUAUAGUACAUCAGUGAGGCAGCAUCAGACCAGUUACAAUAAUUAUAAUAAAUUGGCUGUACACAUCCCACAUCAUGAUUCAGGUAAUGGUGCACUCCAGGACAAUUUGCAUUUUAUAUAGUGUUGGGUAUUGACUUUUCCUGCAGUGACAAGGGACCAUGAAGGCUGUUAUUGUAUCUCCCCAUGCUUCUGGUACAUUGGGCAGUUUUACACUUUACUGUUCCUCUGGUUCAGCAGAUGUAGAGAUUGCUAUCCACUCCCAGUAAGAAACCUACUAAUGAGGGGCAAAAAAUGCUCCUGUGUCAGUGCCCAUUAGCAUGGGGGGCUUUGUAUUCCCCCAGCAGGAUGUCUUACAGGGGAAUGGGGUCAUCUUUAAUAGGAAGCCGUAACCUACCCCACAUGCUCACACAUUCUGCCUGGGGUUAGGGAAUUCUCAUACUCCAGAUUACUUUCUUUCUUCUAGGGCUGAAGCAGAACUAGCAGUUUGAUGCCAAGAACACUGGCUAUAUCAGCACCCAGCAGUUCUGGACCUUGUUGCACAAACACGGCUCAGAUCUGGACCCACACAAGCUGGACGUCCUGCUCGCUCUGGCAGACAGUAAGGCUGAUGGGAUGAUUGGCUACCAGGAUUUUAUCAAUCUGAUGAGCAACAAGCGAUCCAACAGUUUUCGGCGUGCCAUUCUCCAGGGGAACCGUAGGUUGUGCAAUAAGGGCCUUCUGGAGGAGUCAGGUCUGAGUGUUGCCCAGCGCCUCAUCCGCCACAUGGCCUACGAAACGCUACCCCGCGAGAUUGAUCGCAAGUGGUUUUACGAUAACUACACAGGAUGCCCCCCACCCUGGUUUAUCAUCACUGUGACAAUAGUGGAGGUUGCUUUCUUUGUCUACUAUGGGCUGGUCCUGGACAGAUUUGUUCUGCAAGCCACCCAUCCCGGGUACCUGAAGAGCAACCCAUUAGUAUACCACCCACAACUUCGUGUUCAAGCCUGGCGAUAUCUCAGCUACAUGUUUAUGCAUGCUGGGAUUGAACAUUUGGGGGUGAAUGUGGCCCUGCAAUUGCUGGUUGGGGUGCCACUAGAGAUGGUGCAUGGUGCUCUGCGGAUCAGUUUUGUGUACAUUGCAGGCAUACUGGCAGGGUCGCUGGCUGUGUCAGUUGCAGAUAUGAGUGCCCCUGUGGUGGGAGCUUCUGGUGGAGUGUAUGCCCUUGUUUCUGCUCAUUUGGCUAAUAUUGUCAUGAACUGGUCAGGGAUGAAGUGUCAGUUCAAGCUGCUGCGUACCGCCUUUGCACUGAUCUGUAUGAGCUUUGAAUUUGGUCGGGCCGUCUGGUUGAGGUUCUACCCGUCUUCAUACCCCCCAUGCCCUCACCCCAGUUUUGUGGCUCACCUUGGGGGAGUGCUGGUUGGCAUCACAUUGGGGGUUGUUAUCCUUAGGAACUAUGAGCAAAGACUUCAGGACCAGUCUCUCUGGUGGAUUUUUCUUGCCAUCUACAUUUUCUUUGUGACGUUUGCCAUCUUGUGGAACAUUUUUGCUUUCAGUCUCCUUGGCGUGAGGCUGCCCACUGCUCCAAGGAAGCCUCCGUGGAUUUGAGUGGCUACCCCACUGUAUUCACAAGCAUUCAGGUGGAAGUAUGGAUAAUAUUGUGCAAAUCAGCCACCUCUCCUGAUUCAGUGCACAUUGAAUAUUUUUGUACAGACUCUGGGACUGGAGUGACAUGUCAUUGGUUCCAGCCCCAGCAAGCAGAUGUAUGGCUCCAAUUUUCAGUUUCUAGGAAGGAGUUACAUUUCAUUGGUUCCAGCAGACACAAGUAUAUACACCUGCAGACACCUCAUGCAAUAGGAGGAGUUACAUUUCAUUGGUUCCACUCCUAGCCUUGUUUCCUACUGGGAGUCCAUAGGAAACAGGGCUAGGGCAAUGCAUGGGUUUUAACACCAGUAAUAAAUAUAUCUGCCCAGUAAGUAAGGUCAAGGUGUUUUUACCCAUGUCCCACUUCCUUCCUCUGCCCAUUUAAUGCAUACACUGUGUGUGCAAUGGUACCACAACCACCCCUACCCAUCCACACAGCCUAUAUCUCAUGCUAAGUGACAUUCCAUUUGCUGGGAACACUCAGUGAGCCAACCAUAAUCCCAUAAAUCCCUCUGCAUUGCUCUGCUUGAAGGAUGGUACUUGCCACUGGCUCAGACUUCAUGGUGGGAGAACUACAGACACAGCACUGGAGCUUAUACCAUUAAGUUGUGUCUCUGAGCUGGCAUUAUGCAAGUCAAAAUAUCGCUAUAUUCUUACAGUGUGGGGAUACCCGCCCACAGGGCAGCACUAGAAAUUACACACACUGUAACACUCCCUGGCAUAAACCCAUGCCUCGCUGCUGGGGUUACCCACACAGUACAAUGGUGGAACUUUCACCAUAUCACUGCACAAUUUGAUGCCACAGAGGAUGUGCCAUUGAUAUUUUUGUACUGCUCUAUAUAGUAGACAUAUUUUGUUUACUGGCAAUAAUUACAUGAUGCUCAUUAAAUCUAUUUUGCCAAUGCUA